UGCUAACUUCACGGAGCUCCCGCAAGCAGAUCUACUGUAUAACACAGAUCCAGGUUUCUACCCACUGCUCAUGUAAGCUCUUUAACUGCGCGAGAACGUAUUUUAACGCACAGACUGGACCGCAACCCUCCGUUCAAAACAUUCCUGCAUCGAAAGGCCCGACACAGAUUCGAACAUUUUCAUGCGUGGUGAGCUGAGCGCUGAUAAAAAGCAGACCCAAGGCCUACAGCUUGCUAACACAACAGUAACGUGGAAAACCUUGCUUGCUCGCUAUCCAUAAGACGCAUAUUUAUAAUAAGUCUAAGGAUAAGUCGUAAUUUCUGCUGCUCGCCCAAGAUGCAGAGCACCAGCGGUAACGGAACUGAAGUCCGACCUCUAUUUGGGGGUGCACUGUCAGCUGUCAUUCCGCACAGUGCUAGCGACAUCAGUGAGCUGAGGGAGAUCCCAGACAACCAAGAGGUGUUUGUCCAUAAGCACACAGACCAAAGCCUCAUGGUGGAUUUGCUGGAGUACCAGGCUCAAGUACAGGACAUUGAAGCUGCCAGGUACCAUUUUGAAGACUUGGCAGGCAGCAACGAGGCAUCAAGUCCAGGGUUCUCAAAGGUGGUUCAUGUAGAGCCCCUCACCAAAUCUCAGCUUUCUCUGCAGGAGUGCAGCUGUGCUUUCCUCCUAACUGGCACACAGCGCGUAUCGAAAUUCAAUGAAGAGGCUAAAAAUGCAGUAAAUGUCCACCUGGGCCUGUUCCGCCUACCACAGUUCUCUACUGACAUUCUGGUGACCUUUAAUGACCCUACAAGCAUUAGUCCUCUUAGCAGCAGUGCAGCAGAGGAUGGUGCAGUAAUAUCAGCCCCCUGGACGGUGCAGGACUUCCUCCAGUUGCUACAGUCCCUCCGGCUCCUGGACCCUGGCGUGUUUGGAUAGGAGACAGUCAACCAGUGAUCCUAAAAUACGGCUAUAAUAGUUGUGACAUCACCUUAAUGGCCGAACAUGGAGAAGGGCUCCAACAAUCUCUGAAUGUUUUACUAACAAUAAGUAGAACAACACUGAUGGUGAUUGGUGGAUACUUUUGGCUGGUACCAACAUACUCUAUUUAAUGGAGCUCCUUUGUUUUCUUCCAGUAAGGUCAAAUUGCAGUUGUUUCACACCUAUUGCAUUGUCCCUGCUCUCAACUACAUGCUUACAGCUCAGACUACUGAGACCUUUUACAAAUGACAAGCAGAGACUGAACUGAGACUCACGGUCAAUGCUACCCUUGUGCUGUUUUGUGGCAUUUCUUCCUACAGAGAUUGUAUAUCAGGGUCAGGUGACUGGCUGUUGAUAAAGUCAUUUUGAGUGUGUGCUGGCGGUGGGGGGUGGGGGGUUGAGGGUUGCGAGAGGAGUUCUGAGGUGAGAUGGCUGAAAGUACUUGGAAAAGCCUGAUUUGUGUGAGACCUGUGAAGAUAAGAGUGACAUUGUGAGUGCAAGUCAAGCUUUUACUGGUAGUGCUUAAUGAGUAAUGCGUAACACCAUGUACAGUAUGGUACUGCUGGGGCACUCCUAUAAAAACUAAAGAUACUGUGUGUAUUCCUUCUGGCUGUUUGCCUAAUGCGUUUAACCAUUAAUUUCUGCGAUUGUAUCAGAGGGAAACAGACCAAGCUUAUGAAAAGUGCUUUUGAGCGGGGGUGUCUGAUAUCAUCUGAGAAAUGCUUGUACAUCUGAGUCAACUAAACCACUAAUCUGGAACUUCAUUGUUUAGUUGAAUUUGGUCUUUUAGAGCUGACUACAACAGACUGGACACCCCAGCAAAUAAACGGGGAAAUAAUGUGUCCUUUUAACUGGAAAUCUGCAGGAGGAAUACAAAACUGCUCAGAAAGUAGGUCAGUCAACUCACAAUUAGUUUAUAUAAAUGGAAAGCAUUGUCAGGAACAUUAUUCCAUGAAGACCCAUGAAUGUUUGAGUGGGAUCAGACCUGGAAACUAAGAAGAAUUUCAUGCCGCACAAAUCAAUGUGAGACUCCACUCUUUGGAUUAUAAUCUUGAAAGACACCCCCCUCUGAAAUAAGAGUGUGUAAGUUCCAAAUGUGGUAGAACACAAAUAUGUUGCACAAAAUUCUGUGCUGUUAUAAGCCAUUAUUACUGAGAUCAAAUGUGUCUACUGCUGAUAAUCUUGUGCCAUAUUCUUGUUCCUUUGAUUUUACAAUCAAUUAUUUGUCUCUUGUAAAAUAAGUACUUUAACAACAUGGCAAGAAUUUAAUAACUGUAGCCUUUCUGGAAUCCAAGCAAAUGUAUAAAACAUCUCAACAUCUUUCUGUUCCCAAAAGACUUGUGCUCAACAGUGCUUGGACAAGCUUUACUUUACAGAAUUUGAAGCACUCUUGAUAAAGAUCCACUAGAAAUUACCAUUACUGAGCAUGUCAUUUUAUCAUACAUGGAAAAUUAUCACCACCUUUUCUUAACACAAGCUUGAAAAAGACAUGCCUGAAAUAAAAUGGUUACUAUUCUUGAACCCUUGUGACUACAGGCAUAUUCCUGGUCUUUUGAAAGGUAACCCUUGGGGGUUUGUUUUCUGUCUAUUACUACAUGUUACAGAAGCUCAAACACAAAAAGUUUUUUUCUCUAAAUGUUUUUGUUGAGUGGAUACAGAUACUUGUGACUAGACUUGGGAUUAGAAACAUAAUGGAGCCACAGCCAAAACACAGGACAAAUCCACUUUCAGAUUUGCUGACCAUAUCGCCAAAAAUGAGCAUUCUGCAUUGCUUCUUUUAAGCCAUGUCUAGGUAGGUUUCCAAAAAGCCCAUUUGUAGAUUCCAACAGUAUAUAUGGUAACCAAAUGGUAUUAUGGGUCUUAUGAGGGUAAGUACUAUGUAAGUACUAUAUACAGUUGUAUGCAAGAAAUUUGGCACCCCUGGUCAAAAAGCCUUUUACAAAGAAUAUUUUGGUGAACAGAAGCAGACCUGAACUGUAAAUGUUUCAGAGUGAACCAUUCCCUACCUCUCCCUCUCAAUGUCUUCUUGCUCUCCUUGCCCCCAAACAGCAAACAAAUCAGGUCCAAAAAAAAAAAAAAAACUGGGAACAAAAACACUUAAACAGUGGCAAGAAACACUUCCCAUAUAGAGGGGAGCCCAUCCCCCGCUGGCCUGCUCUGUAAUAGUAAAGAUAGAAUGAAUAGUAACAAAACGUAACAAGGGAUCUAUCAGGGCAAAUAUUGAAAUGGUUGGGCAGGUUUACAUAACUAAACCUGCUACUGAGGCAAUGAUGUGCGUCAUGGGAAAAUUAGGUCACAACGGCAGGUGAGGAAUGUGUAUUCAUCUCAGACAUUCUCAGUGAGAAGUUUGUUUUUCAUUGUUUAAACUACCCAUUGUUUAGACUACAUAAUUUGGUUAGGUUUGUACUAUUAAAAAUAAUAAAACACUUUGUUCCAAAAACAA
Molecule: messenger RNA, 3406 nt
Organism: Conger conger (European conger)
Lineage: Eukaryota; Metazoa; Chordata; Actinopteri; Anguilliformes; Congridae
Gene: rangrf
Product: RAN guanine nucleotide release factor
Exons: 7
Coding region: 337-921 (194 amino acids)
Biological process (GO): regulation of sodium ion transmembrane transporter activity; protein import into nucleus; regulation of membrane depolarization
Cellular component (GO): nucleus
Molecular function (GO): guanyl-nucleotide exchange factor activity; small GTPase binding; transmembrane transporter binding
Source: RefSeq, a predicted model, not a curated record